UCAGGUUUGAAGUUUUUACCAUUCAUCACUGCUGCAGAAAGAAAGAAAAACAGGCAGGUGUAGCACUUUGAGAGCAGACAGAGUCUCUUCACUGAUCACACUAUACACAGAGCUGAGGUAACCACAUGCAGAGUUGUGGGAAGGGGAGGGCGAUGAAGGAGCAGCCAUGAAACAUCAGUUCAACUGUUUCACAAGAAAACUGAAAGUGCAUUAAAUACCAGCAAGGGCAGGAUGACAAGGAAGGCUGCCGUACAACCGUUACUUGAAUUUUGAAAUACUAAAUACUCUGCACGUUACAUCAAGAAAUUUCUUGAGGAUGUAUCUCUGAGGAGCGUGAGAGCUUCCUAUUUUUUUUUCUUUUCUUUUCUUAUUUUGGCCUCUUAAGCAACUUUUGGCGCUGUGUGGAAAGGAAGAGCUCAAGACAGAAGAUUGCAACAUGUGGACAAAUUUGCUAAUAGUGUAGAGGAGAAGGGGCUCGUGAACUUACUGAAACAACCCAACACAUGGCAGUUUGCACUCCAGUUAAUGGGACAACAGCCAUCCCAUGGAGGAGCAGCAGGAGGAAACUGUCGCUGCUGGAGCAGCUGAGAAGCUGUCAAGAGGCCUGGUGCCCCGGGGGACCCUGGGAUAGAGAGGGGGCCCACGCUGCUAUCUGUGGAACACCUGCUGGGAGUUUCCUGGUUGUGCGGGACUCUGCGACGUCUGAGCCCAGCCUGCUGUGUGUGUCUGCUGGAGGAGAGAAUGAAACCAUUGUGGAUUACACUAUCAAAAGCACAGGCACAGUGUUCCAGCUGUCAGGGUCUCGCCUUUCUUUCUCUGACUUGGCUCAACUGGUGCUCUUCUAUUCUCUGACAAGGGAUGUGUUGGCUGUUUGUCUGUUGAUUCCUCAGUGGAUCUACAGUGUAACUGACAGGAACAAAGAUCGUCUCUCUCAACUUGAACCCAAAACUUGGCUCUGCUCACCACCUGAUCAACAGACUGAUGAAAUGACCCACACGGAGCCAAGCACUGCCAUGUGCUCCAUACAGCUGACUUCCACCAAUGGGGCCCUGUGUGUCAUCAAUCCCCUCUACCUUCGUGAACAUGGAGAUGAUUGGCUGACCCGCAGGACGAGUACUAUGCAGUGCGCCACACAACCCUCAAAUUACAAGCGAGAGCGACGCCUCAGCACCACUCGAACAUGGGCAGGGGCGGGCAUUCAAAGUAAACGGACCAUCUCAUUGGACCAGGAACCCUCUGCUGCCAGUAUGGAGAGUCCUGGUCUAACCAGAGCCUGUUCAGCUGAUUCACCUAAUGUCCCUCCAACCCCAACACCAGCUACUCCAACAGGGGUGGUCUUCAGGAGGCCUAGCCGAGAUUCUACGCACAGCCCCACAGACAGAACAAGCUUGGGGAGCCUGCCUCCAUCUACUCCCACCACCCCCUUGGAGCUGAAGCGCAAUAGCAGCCCCGUGCCUCAGUCUCCUCACAGGGUGUCCUGGAUUGAAGAUGGAGUCUGGCUACCCCCACCUAGGCCCUCCUCCUUGCUCCAGCCCCCGUCUCUCGAGCUUGACUCGCUGUCAAUCAGCAGCAUAGAGGAGGAGCAGGAGUUCCUAAGUCCGAGCCCUACACCCCACUACACGUCAACUCAUCGUUUGGCUGACAAGGUCAUACAUCGGCUCUCUGCAGUGGGCCAGGCGCUCGGCGGGCUGGUGAGUCAGAAGAAAAGACUGACCAAUCGUGUGCAAGAACUUAGCGAGCGGAAAGGCGCUGCGUUCGCUGAAGCUGUGAAGGGAUUUGUGGAGAUGACACUGAGGAGGGCAGCUGAUCCAGAUGGGGUCACAGGGUCAGAGUUUCUUCAGGAAGUGAGGUCAUCAUUUACAUCACUGAGGGAGACACUGCUGGACUAUCCAGAAAUCCAUGCAUUGUUGGACAGCAUUACUGAUCUAAGUGACUCAGAGAUAGACUCGUUGGUGGAGCUCUCCCUCCACAAGGUGGCUCUGAAGCCUGUCUCCAACCACCUCUACUCCUACAUUCACACCUCCCACAUUAAUGAUGGCAGCUUGGAGCGUCUCCAGAGCAACCUGCGUGUGCUGGAAAAGAAUGGGGUGGAGGAGCUGGGGGGGUCAGCAGGAGUUGGAGUUCCUGACUCUGUCAGCCUGGAGCGGAUCCAGCAGAGGUGGACUUUAAUGCACGAAGCCUACUCUCCAAACAAGAAGGUCCAGAUCCUGCUCAAAGUCUGCAAGAGCAUCUAUCACAGCAUGAGUGCCAAUGCUAGCUCAGGUACAGUGUUUGGAGCAGAUGAUUUUCUGCCCUGCCUGACAUGGGUGCUGCUCCGUAGCAACGUGGUCACCUUACAGCAAGACACGGACUACAUGAUGGAGCUGCUGGACCCCACACAGCUACAGGGAGAGGGUGGCUACUACCUUACAACUCUAUACGCCUCCCUCUACUACAUCAGCAGUUUCCGUCCACGACUGGCAGCUCGUCAGCUUAGCGUGGAAGCCCAAAACUCUCUUAACCAGUGGCAUCGCAGGCGCACCCUGCACUGCAACCAGAAUCGUCGCAGCAAGCAUCGACGGACCAUUCGCAGGCAGAGGGGGUCGCAGAACUGUGAGACAGAGACUGGGAGUAAAGAGGAAAGUGGAAAAGAAACUGAUUCUGUUGAUACUGAAGAGUCACAGCAGCAGAUGGAAAGCAGCCAAGAGACUCUGCAGCCACUGAGAGAGGAGACAGGUACAGAACAAGGAGAUAAGAACCAAUCACAGACGUUUACUCCGGCAUCAGACUGUCACCAGGAAGAGGUAAUAAGGAGCAAACAGGAAGACAGACAGACUCUGUGUACAGCACAAGGAGAGAACCAGAGAGAAUUGUAAUGAGAGUUGGUGCUCCCCGAGGAGUCUCAGGAUAAACCUGAAGGGUCAUAAGAUGAUUCAAAAGCUAAAGCUAUAUUUUUCUUAUGAAGUUUCUCAAAUUUUAGCUUUAUUUGUAGAUUUUUUUUUUACCUCAGGGCCUAAAAACCUAUCAAAUGAAACAUUCAGGGAAGCAAAUAUGACUCUGUCCUUAAACUGGCCUAAAAGAGUCCAGAUUUAAUGGUCAAAAGAGAAGAGUUUAUACAAAGAUUGACAUGUCUGUUUGGGAACCAUGCAUCACAGCAUUUCCCUCGGCUUACUUGAGUCAUUUAUAUCUAAUAACUCAACACGCUGACCAGUUAAUUAUAAUUUGCCAGUCAUCAGCCGUCAAUCCACCUUUUCCUCAGAAAUGUGGAAAACAAAUAAGUUUAGAAGUUGUACUUGGCACUUGAGUUUUGUCACAGCUUAUUGUUUAAUUCAUGUUUUAUUAAGGUUUGGAGGCUAUUAACUUUGGAAUUCUUUAUGUUGUUUAAUUUAAACUAAUGUCAUUUUAAAUGUGUAAAUAUAUUAAUAUAAAAAUAAUAAUCUGCAAAGAGAGUAAAGUAAUGCAGUCA
Messenger RNA from Toxotes jaculatrix (banded archerfish), 3445 nucleotides. RefSeq names its product Ras and Rab interactor-like (gene rinl). Gene Ontology annotation, biological process: vesicle-mediated transport. Gene Ontology annotation, cellular component: cytosol; endocytic vesicle. Lineage: Eukaryota; Metazoa; Chordata; Actinopteri; Toxotidae. Bases 504 to 2855 code for a protein of 783 amino acids. The transcript has 11 exons. The record is from RefSeq and is a predicted model, not a curated record. Gene Ontology annotation, molecular function: guanyl-nucleotide exchange factor activity; small GTPase binding.